Penicillium diatomitis is the source of this 2331-nucleotide messenger RNA. Its product is annotated as E3 ubiquitin-protein ligase HEL2. The transcript has 3 exons. Gene Ontology annotation, molecular function: ribosome binding; ubiquitin protein ligase activity. The record is from RefSeq and is a predicted model, not a curated record. Gene Ontology annotation, biological process: rescue of stalled cytosolic ribosome; protein ubiquitination. The coding region runs from base 1 to 2331 and encodes 776 amino acids. Lineage: Eukaryota; Fungi; Ascomycota; Eurotiomycetes; Eurotiales; Aspergillaceae.
AUGGCUGACAAUACCUCCGCUACUCCUGCACCAGCCUCAGCCCCAGGGCGUGGCAGUGGCCGUCGUCGUGGCCGCGGAGGGACCCAUCCUCCUGGUCGUUCUGAUAAACCCCACGACACUGCAGAUGGCGCCGCCAGAGGGGGCAACCCCCGCGGUCGCGGCGCACGAGGUGGACGCGGUGGUCGUGGACGAGGAGGUGCUGGAGCUCAGGGCAGAGAUCAGCAACAAAAUGGUGUUAACGACUCGGACUCUCAAGCUGCGCCGACCGCGGCUGUCGAGAACGCGAAAGACGUUCCCGCCGCUACCGAUGACGCCGAUGAUGGUGAAAUUUGUUUCAUUUGUGCAUCGACUGUCGAGCACACGUCCGUGUCACCCUGCAACCAUCGCACAUGUCAUAUUUGUGCGCUCCGCCUACGUGCUUUGUACAAAAAUAAGGGCUGCGCACACUGUCGAACUGAAUCCGCAUUUGUUGUCUUCACCGACGAUCCUGUCCGCCGAUUUGAAGAUUUCGAUCAGAAAGACUUUGCUCGAACAGAUGAGAAUUUGGGCAUUCUGUACGAGAAAGAUGAGAUCUUUGAGGACACAGUCUUGUUGCUUCGAUACAACUGCCCAGAUAAGGACUGCGAUGUCGCCUGUCUUGGCUGGCCAGAUCUACACCGUCAUGUCAAGAGCAAGCACGGGAGGGUGAUUGAUCUCUGCACGCGAAACAAAAAAGUGUUCACCCAUGAACAUACACUUUUCACCAUGGCCGAACUGCGAAAACAUGAAAAGCAUGGUGAUCACAAGCCUGGUUCCAUCGACCAGAGUGGCUUCAAAGGCCAUCCCGAGUGCGGCUUCUGUCGGAUUCGAUUCUACGGCGACGACGAACUCUACACUCACUGCCGAGACAAGCACGAACGGUGUCACAUUUGUGACCGACGCGCGUCCCACCGUCAACAGCAGUACUACAUUGAUUACAAUGCUCUGGAGAGCCAUUUUCAGAAGGAUCAUUUCUUGUGCCUUGACAAGGAAUGUUUGGAGAAGAAAUUCAUGGUCUUUGAGUCGCAGAUGGAUUUGAAGGCGCAUCAAAUCGAGGCUCAUCCUAAUGGAGUAUCCAAGGAUGUUCGUCGAGAUGCGCGGAUGGUCGAUCUCGCCGAAUUCGACAUUCGAACCCCAUACCAACCUCAGCGUCAGCGACGCGGGGCCGGUCGUGGGCGGGAUCCAAAUGCUGAGCCCUUGCCAGUAUCCAGUGCUCAGCCGUUGGGCCGCGCGGAACAAGCCUUCCAGCGACAACAAGCUAUUCAGAGUGCUCAAUCAGUGACGACGCGCAGUUUCGGUGGACAGCUCAGUCGAAAUGACACGCAGACAGUGCAAGCACCUUCCCGGUCCGCCGCAGCCACACCAAACCCAGCCUCGCGAUCUCGUCCACCCCCAACGGCUGAGCUGGAGAGUCUCAGCAUCGCAGCCAGCUCCGAGCCACUGAGUCCACAAGACCAAGCUCGUCGCCUGCGGCACGCUGCAGUCGUCGAGCGUGCCUCAAACCUCCUCCACAACGAUGCCACAAAGUUGGCCGAGUUCCGAAAGAGAGUCUCUGACUUCCGUUCAUCGUCUAUCAGUGCGACAGGGCUCAUCGACGCAUUCUUCUCUCUCUUCGACACGUCUAGCUCCGAGUUGGGUAAGCUUAUCAAAGAACUGGCGGAGAUUUACGAGGAUGAUAGCAAGCGAUCCAGCUUGCUCCAGGCAUGGAACGACUGGCGAGCUAUCAACGAGGACUACCCUGCCCUACCGGGUCCUGGGGGCCUCUUACCUGGCAUGUCACCGGGCACCGUGAGUACAGGUGGCAGCCGUGUAUUGCGUCUGAAGUCAUCUACAGCGCAAUCAUCACGUUCUGCUGUUGGCCGCAGUGGUGCCAAUUCAUCCUCGUCCGCCAACCCAUUCCCUCCUCUCUCUGCAGCCGUUGGGAGCUCAUCUCGCCGUAACAACGCUGCUUCAUCAACUCCCUGGGCUGCUGCUGCGCCUCCCUCGUCAAUCAGUCGUCCAUCCUACACGAACCCCAUACCUCGCUCCGCUCCAGCUACAUCAAGCAAUUCAGCCCGUCCCGGUGCUAGCGCUGAUUCGUUCCCCGCCUUGCCUGUGGCUGCCAAGCCAAACGUUCUGAUGCCCGGCAAAACUCGUGGGUACGUACGAUGGGAUGAACAGAAGGCUCCCCCGGCCAACGCCUGGGGUGGUUCCAAUCCCUCUUCGGGUAUGACGUCCCCGUCCGAGCCAUUGGAGGACAUGGACGACGAUCCUAGCGAUGGGAAAAAGGGCAAGAAGAAGAAGGGCAAGCAAACCCUCUUCCACUUUGGAUGA